This is a messenger RNA of Phymastichus coffea, 1140 nucleotides long. Its product is annotated as muscle-specific protein 20-like. NCBI's taxonomy places the organism in Eukaryota, Metazoa, Arthropoda, Insecta, Hymenoptera, Eulophidae. The coding region runs from base 130 to 678 and encodes 182 amino acids. Gene Ontology annotation, biological process: actomyosin structure organization. The record is from RefSeq and is a predicted model, not a curated record. The transcript has 4 exons. Gene Ontology annotation, molecular function: actin binding.
UGGGCUGUACACUUGUUGACAGAUCUCGAGCUUCUUUAUAAAAGCUCCGCGGCCAGCUUCGUUUCCACGCAGUUCUGCUUGUCCAUUUAUUUAGUGAGCUAGUCAACUCCGGUGCACCCACUUAGCAAAAUGGCUCUUGAACGUCAAGUUCGCGCUAAGAUUGCCGCCAAGCGUGACCCACAGCAAGAGCAGGAAGCUAAAGAAUGGAUUGAAUCAAUCCUUGGUAGAAAAUUUCCCUGUGCCUUCGAAGAUUAUCUUCGUGACGGCCAGGUGCUUUGUGAGCUAAUGAAUAAAAUAAAACCAGGCUCUAUCAAUAAAAUCAACACAUCCGGCGGAGAAUUUAAAAUGAUGGAAAACAUCAACAAAUUCCAACAAGCUCUCAAAGAGUAUGGUGUUGCGGAUAUCGAUGUCUUCCAAACGGUUGAAUUAUGGGAAAAGAAAGACAUUGGACAAGUUAUUACAACUCUGUUUGCCCUCGGUCGCGAGACCUACAGACAUCCAGAGUUCAAGGGACCAAAUCUUGGACCAAAGCCAGCGGAUGAAUGCAAACGAGAAUUCACGGAAGAGCAACUGAAAGCUGGCCAGACGGUAAUCGGUCUUCAGGCUGGCUCCAAUAAAGGAGCAACGCAAGCUGGACAGAAUAUUGGUGCUUCUCGUAAAAUCCUGCUUGGGAAAUAAAUGGACAAUCUCCGUGCCUCUUUCUCCUUCAUUCUUCCCGUAACUAUAUUGACAAAUAUAUAAACCUAUCGCCACGUCUAGUCUCACUCUUAUCCUUCAUUUAUUCUUACGAUUUAGACGCUAUCCUUCUCCUUUAUUGCGUCUUUAACAACCUCUGUGUCUUACUUGCAAAUAUGUCACUGUUUUGUUUCUAUCCUGUCUGUUACGGAACAAACUGUAAUAUUGAAGCUUAACUAUAGUAUGAAAGUUAAAUUCGAUACUUGCUAUAAUAAUUAUAUUUAUCGAUUCGCUUUUUACAAGAUUUUCAAUCUGCUGAUUUGCACAAAAGUAAAUAGACGUCAUUUCAAUUUUUUGCUUGAUAUUUGUAUUUUAAUUUUAUACGGUCUUUGUCGUGGAAAUUAUGUUAAGUUAUUUUGUUUUACAAAGUUUCUUCAAAUAAAUGAUUUGUUAUUUCUGUAUUAA